This is a messenger RNA of Sorex fumeus (smoky shrew), 960 nucleotides long. RefSeq names its product integrin subunit beta 3 binding protein (gene ITGB3BP). Lineage: Eukaryota; Metazoa; Chordata; Mammalia; Eulipotyphla; Soricidae. Gene Ontology annotation, cellular component: nucleoplasm. Gene Ontology annotation, biological process: CENP-A containing chromatin assembly; regulation of DNA-templated transcription. The record is from RefSeq and is a predicted model, not a curated record. Bases 110 to 643 code for a protein of 177 amino acids. The transcript has 9 exons.
CCCGCGCUUUUCGGAUUUCCGCGUUUUUCCUAGCAAGUAUCUCUGUUUUCGGAGCAUCUUGCUCUGCGGGUCUUCGCCGGCAACUGGGUGUGCUCUCUUGGGCCUCAAAAUGCCUGUUAAAAGAUCACUGAAAUUGGAUCUGUUAGGAGAAAAUUCAUCUGAUCCUUCAGAAACCACGAGGAAGAAAAGUUUCACAACUUACUCUCCAACAACUGGAACUUGUCAAAUGAGCCCAUUUGCGUCUCCCACAAAACAUAAAGACCGGGAGUGCCCAGUUGGGCCAUCAAAUGAAAAGAGGAGAAAUUUGAAUAAUCUUCACUUACCUGAAAGCACAGAAUCUGCAACAGAAGACAAUGAUGAAUUCCUGAUGUUGUUAUCUGAAGUUGAAAAAUCAUCCGAAGAAAUCAUGGAAAUAAUGGAAAAUUUAAGUAGCAUACAGGCUCUAAGGGGCAGUAGAGAGCUUGAAAAUCUCAUUGGUUUCUCCUGUGCACCACGUUUCUUAAAAAAAGAGUUGAAGAAAACACAAGAGCUAAUGAUGAAAAUAACAAAACAAAAACUGCUUGAGAGGAAGAGCUCAGAACUUGCCAACAAAGAAGUACAUCACAUUGACAGCUAUGAUUUCCUUAAAGCCAUCUUAAAGUGAGGCAUCUCCAAGAAAUGCACACAUGGUGAGCGCCGGCUUCUGCAUCUGCCCGAUCGUAUUUAAGGACACAGAAGAAAUGUUUGUAAUUAAUCUGCCCAGUAAACACCAGAUCACAGCACAAGGCAGGUGCAGGUCGAGAUAAGAUUUCUUGCAGCUAAUUUAAACUUUCUGCACACCCCAGUAGAUAAUCUCAAUGUAAAUAAUACAUUUCUUCUGGGCUUUUUAGUGGAAGCUCACACCUAGGAGAGGCUCCUGUAUCGUUACAUACAUUUCUCUGCAUUUCUACAUACGUUUUAGCAUUUUGGAUAGACUUAUUA